Molecule: messenger RNA, 1107 nt
Organism: Triticum urartu
Lineage: Eukaryota; Viridiplantae; Streptophyta; Magnoliopsida; Poales; Poaceae
Source: RefSeq, a predicted model, not a curated record
UCCAAGCACAGAAGUAACACACGCAUCCUUCCUUCCUUCCUUCCUUCCUUCCUUGAGGCUUCAACUAUGGCUCUCGUCAGGAACUUGGCUGCGCUCCUGUGCGUGGUGCUCGCCUCGCUCGCGUUCGUCGCGCAGGCCGUGCUCGCCGCCAGAGGUGAUUUAAGCAACGUGAAGCGAGACGGUGUGAGGGGAACCUGGGCGUCCCCUUCCUCAGGGCCUGUCCUGACUUUUCUGAGGCCCGGGGCGAGUUUCAAAAAUGAGCCUCAUGAAGAAAGACAUUUCUUUUUGAAGGACAUAGUCAAUAAUUUCAUUCAUAUUGAUAUAUAUCAUAAAAGUUUAUCGAACUUCAAACAUCUAACUAAACAACAGUACCAAGAAUUCAUUAGCAAAUACGAUCUCAUAAUACAUCAGGGACAUGGUAAAUUUUAGCAAACAACCAACAAAUCUUUUUAGGUUAUACGUAUACUGCAGGAAAGGAGGGGGGACAGCUGAAUCAUUGGAGGAGAAAAGUAGAAAUUAAACUAGCCAAUUCCAAACAUCUUCGACCUCGCUCCAUCCUCAAUUUCGUGUUUGAGAAACCUGUAUAGAAAGAGAAGACCAACUAGUGAGCUAAAAUUAUAUAAUUGAGUACAAAGAUCAAAUGGAAAACAGACUGAAAAGUUACUAGAACUUUUUGAGGCGGUGUCCAUCCUAGUUGCAAAGCAAACAUAACUGAUGUGGUUCGGCUGGCCUACCCCCUGCGGCUGCUCAUAGGAUGUGACGUACUUAUAGGUAGCGUGCUGCAGAAAAAGAAAAGAGAAAUUCAUAAGGUACGAGUAGUAGUGAUGAAAAAUUUAAGAGUGAUCAACGAAACCAAUCAUAAUCAUUGCUAGGUGCUUCGGAAGAGGAGCGGAACGGAGAACGAGAAAACAGAUGCGGGGAGAAGAAACAGCGGCUGUGGCGUUAGCCCCUUGGUUAGAUCGAUGGAAUCCGAACUCUACUUGAAGAAACGAUUGGCUGAACAAUAAAAUGAUGGGAUGUAUAGCGUACGUACCACACAGGUUGGGACCCCUCAUCAGGUGGGGCCCUAGGGCGUCGCACUUCUUGCCCCUACCCAGGGCCGGCCCU